AUAUGUAUAUAAAGCGACGAAGCAAUCGGUUCAGUCAAAUUGCAGCGGAGUAGAAGGUUGCGCCAUUUUAGCUGAAGAUGGCCUACGUAGAAGACUCCAAUGCACCCUUAAGGGAAUGUAAAAGGAUCCAGUUCGGCAUUUUAAGUCCAGAUGAAAUCCGACGUAUGUCGGUCACAGAAGGGGGUAUUAAAUACCCGGAAACAAUGGAAGCUGGUCGUCCAAAACUUGGUGGCCUCAUGGACCCUCGACAAGGGACCACUGACAGACUGUCCCGAUGCCAAACUUGUGCUGGCAACAUGACUGAGUGUCCUGGACAUUUUGGCCACGUUGAAUUGGCAAAACCUGUUUAUCAUAUUGGCUUUUUGGUGAAGACCAUUAAAAUAAUCCGAUGUGUCUGCUUCUUCUGUUCAAAACUCUUGAUGGACUCGCAAAACCCUAAAAUCAAAGAUAUUGUGAACAAGUCAAAAGGUUACCCACGUAAACGUCUUGCUCACGUGUAUGAUCUCUGCAAAGGAAAGCGUAUUUGUGAAGGUGGAGAUGAAAUGGAUGUUAGCAAGAAUGAAAGUGAAAUGGAACAAAUGAAAAAAGGUCAUGGUGGAUGUGGUCGUUUCCAACCUAAAAUACGUCGGAUGGGUUUGGAUUUGAUAGCAGAGUGGAAGCAAGUGAAUGAAGAUUCACAGGAGAAGAAAAUUACCCUAACAGCUGAACGAGUUUUGGAAAUAUUUAAAAGAAUAUCGGAUGAAGAAUGCCACAUUAUUGGAAUGGAUCCCAAAUAUUCUCGCCCAGACUGGAUGAUAGUUACUGUAUUACCUGUGCCUCCCCUGCCCAUGAGGCCAGCUGUCGUUAUGUAUGGUUCUGCCAGAAAUCAGGAUGACUUAACACACAAAUUGGCAGAUAUUGUCAAAGCAAACAACCAGCUUCGUAAAAACGAACAAAAUGGAGCUGCUGCUCAUAUUAUAGCAGAAGACACCAAAAUGUUGCAGUAUCAUGUGGCAACAUUAGUAGAUAAUGAACUGCCAGGUUUACCUCGGGCUGUACAAAAAUCUGGCCGCCCAUUAAAAUCCAUAAAACAACGCUUGAAAGGAAAAGAGGGCCGCGUUCGUGGCAACUUGAUGGGAAAGCGUGUAGACUUUUCAGCUCGUACUGUUAUCACACCUGACCCCAAUCUACGGAUUGAUCAAGUUGGAGUCCCGAGAAGUAUUGCACAAAAUUUAACCUUCCCAGAAAUUGUCACACCAUUCAAUAUUGACAGAAUGCAUGAUUUGGUCAAUCGAGGUGCCAAUCAAUACCCUGGUGCUAAAUAUAUUAUCAGAGACAAUGGUGAAAGAAUUGAUCUACGAUACCAUCCUAAAGCUUCAGAUCUCCAUUUACAAAUUGGUUACAAGGUUGAGAGACACAUGCAGACCAAUGACGUUGUCAUCUUUAAUCGACAACCAACACUUCACAAAAUGAGUAUGAUGUGUCACAGAGUAAAAGUUCUACCUUGGUCUACAUUUAGAUUAAAUUUAAGUGUAACAACCCCUUACAAUGCUGAUUUUGAUGGUGAUGAAAUGAAUCUUCACUUGCCUCAAUCUUUGGAGACAAAAGCAGAAAUUUACAACCUGGCUGCUGUACCUCGUAUGAUUCUCACUCCUCAAGCCAACCGGCCUGUCAUGGGUAUUGUACAGGACACACUUGCAGCUGUCAGGAAAAUGACAAAACGGGAUGUCUUUUUAACCAGAGCUCAGAUGAUGAACUUACUCAUGUACCUUCCACGAUGGGAUGGGCGCAUGCCUCCUCCUGCUAUUUUCAAACCCAAACCACUGUGGACUGGAAAACAGCUCUUUUCUCUGAUCAUCCCAGGACGUGUUAAUUGUAUCCGUUCACACAGCACUCACCCUGAUUCUGAAGAUGAAGGACCUUACAAAUGGAUAUCUCCAGGAGACACAAAAGUUCUUAUUGAAGAUGGUGAACUGCUGUCUGGUAUUUUGUGCAAAAAGACUCUUGGUACAUCUGCUGGUUCUUUGGUUCAUAUUGUCUUCUUGGAGUUAGGGUAUGAAUGUGCUGGCCUACUGUAUGGUGAUAUUCAAACUGUUGUGAAUAACUGGCUUCUUCUAGAGGGACAUAGCAUUGGUAUUGGAGAUACCAUUGCUGAUCCAUCAACAUAUCGUGCAAUCCAGGACACCAUUCUAAGGGCUAAGAGUGAAGUGAAAGAAGUAAUUCAGAAAGCCCACAAUGAUGAAUUGGAACCAAGUCCUGGUAAUACCUUGAGACAGACUUUUGAAAAUCAGGUGAAUCGUAUUUUAAAUGAUGCCAGAGACAAGACAGGUAGUGCUGCUCAGCGCUCAUUGUCAGAAUACAACAACUUCAAAGCUAUGGUUGUAGCUGGUUCGAAAGGAUCAAAAAUUAAUAUUUCACAGGUUAUUGCUUGUGUAGGCCAACAGAACGUUGAUGGCAAAAGGAUUCCUUUUGGAUUCCGACAUAGAACUUUACCCCACUUCAUCAAAGACGAUUACGGCCCAGAAUCAAGGGGUUUUGUAGAGAACUCCUAUCUGGCUGGCUUGACUCCUUCAGAAUUUUUCUUUCAUGCCAUGGGAGGUCGUGAAGGUCUUAUUGAUACAGCUGUGAAAACAGCUGAGACUGGGUAUAUUCAGAGACGUCUGAUAAAAGCUAUGGAAAGUGUAAUGGUAAAAUAUGAUGGAACAGUCCGAAACCAGGUAGAGCAACUUAUUCAGUUACGUUAUGGUGAAGAUGGUUUGGAUGCCUGCUGUGUAGAGUUUCAGCAGAUGCCUACUUUGAAACCCUCCAAUAUUGCCUUUGAGAAGAAAUUCAAAUUUGAUGCUUCCAAUGAGCGUAAUAUGAAGAAAUGUUUGACUGAAGAAACAAUGAAGAGUUUGAUGAGUGAUCCACAUUCUAUUGCUGAACUUGAACGAGAGUGGGAACAACUUACUUCUGACAGAAAUAUCUUGCGAACCAUUUUUGACAAAGGAGACAACAAAGUUGUUCUUCCUUGUAAUUUACAAAGACUGAUUUGGAAUGCACAGAAAAUCUUUCGGAUUGAUAAAAGAAAACCAUCUGAUCUUCAUCCUCUGAAAGUUGUUGAAGGUGUUCGUCAGUUGUGCAAGAAGCUGUGCAUUGUGGCAGGCGAGGACCGAUUGAGUGUAAUUGCUAAUGAGAAUGCAACCCUUUUGAUGAAAUGCUUAAUCCGAUCAACAUUGUGUGCAAAACGGGUGGCUGAAGAAUACAGGCUUUCUACAGAAGCUUUUGAAUGGCUCUUGGGUGAAAUUGAAACUCGCUUUCAACAGGCUCAGGCCCAACCUGGUGAAAUGUGUGGUGCAUUAGCUGCUCAGUCUUUGGGAGAACCUGCCACUCAGAUGACAUUGAACACUUUCCAUUAUGCUGGUGUGUCGGCCAAAAACGUAACCUUAGGUGUGCCUAGGUUAAAAGAAAUCAUUAACAUCUCAAAGAAACCCAAAACCCCUUCUCUUACAGUCUAUCUAACUGGUCAGUCAGCAAGAGAUGCUGAAAAAGCGAAGGAUGUCUUACAUCGUCUGGAACACACGACAUUGCGGAAGGUUACAGGGAAUACUGCCAUACAUUAUGAUCCUGAUCCUCAAAAUACAACCAUUGCUGAAGAUCAAGACUGGGUCAAUGUCUACUAUGAAAUGCCAGACUUUGAUGUGUCACGUAUUUCUCCCUGGUUACUUCGCAUUGAACUGGACCGGAAAAGAAUGACUGAUAAAAAAUUGACAAUGGAACAGAUUUCAGAAAAAAUCACUGCAGGAUUUGGAGAUGACUUGAAUUGUAUUUUUAAUGAUGACAAUGCUGAAAAGUUAGUCCUUCGAAUCCGAAUCAUGAGCUCAGAUGAAGGUAAAAUGCAAGAGGAAGAAGAUAUUGUUGAUAAAAUGGAAGAUGAUGUUCUGUUGCGCUGUAUUGAAGCCAAUAUUCUAACAGACAUGACUCUGCAAGGCAUUGAGUCAAUUUCCAAGGUGUACAUGCAUUUACCAACAACUGAUGACAAAAAACGUAUCCACAUUACUGAUGAUGGUGAAUUUAAAGCAGUUGCUGAAUGGAUUCUUGAAACUGAUGGGACUGCUCUGAUGAAAGUAAUCAGUGAAAAAGAUGUUGACAAGUGUCGAACUACAUCUAACGAUAUAGUUGAAAUCUUCUCGUCACUUGGAAUUGAAGCUGUUCGAAAAUCAAUUGAAAAAGAGAUGAACCAUGUAAUUUCUUUUGAUGGUUCAUAUGUAAAUUACCGACAUUUGGCCUUGUUAUGUGAUGUUAUGACAGCUAAAGGUCAUUUAAUGGCAAUCACUCGUCAUGGUGUUAACAGACAAGAAACUGGUGCAUUAGCUCGGUGUUCUUUUGAAGAAACCGUUGAUAUUUUGAUGGAAGCAGCUUCUCAUUCAGAAAUUGAUCCAAUGAAAGGUGUCUCGGAGAACAUAAUGGUGGGGCAACUUGCACGGAUUGGCACCGGUAGUUUUGAUUUACUUCUUGAUGGGGACAAGUGCAAAUUUGGUAUGGAAAUACCAUCCAAUGUUGGCCCUGGCAUGCUUGGUACUGGUAUGGGCACUGGAAUGUUCUUUGGAUCUGGUGGAAGUCCUAUGACUGGAAUGUCACCACAGAUGACACCAUGGCUCACAAGUGCCACACCUGGUUAUAUCGGCUCUUGGUCCCCUGGUAUUGGAAGUGGAAUGACACCUGGUGGUGCUGGCUUUUCACCAUCAGCUGCAAGUGAAAGUGGUUGCAGUCCCGGCUACAAUGCAUACUGGUCUCCCCUCAGUGGAUCUCCGUCAUCGCCAGGCAGUGCUUACAUUCCGAGCCCUGGUGGCGCACUGUCUCCAAGUUAUUCACCUAAAUCUCCUGUUUAUGUACCUGUGUCACCAGCUAUGACACCACACAGCCCUAGCUAUUCUCCAUCAAGUACAUCAUAUUCCCCUGCAAGUCCUGCUUAUUCUCCAUCUUCACCAAGCUAUAGCCCAACAUCACCAUCUUACUCACCUACCAGUCCUUCUUAUAGCCCAACUUCACCCUCUUAUUCUCCAACCAGCCCCUCCUACUCUCCAACUAGCCCAUCAUACUCCCCUACCAGUCCUAGUUAUAGUCCUACUUCCCCCUCAUAUUCUCCAACCAGUCCUAGUUACAGCCCCACAUCUCCUUCUUACUCUCCAACCAGCCCUAGCUAUAGCCCCACUUCUCCUUCUUACUCUCCAACCAGUCCUUCUUAUUCUCCAACAAGUCCAUCUUAUUCUCCGACUAGCCCUAGUUAUAGCCCAGCAAGCCCCAGUUACUCGCCUUCCUCUCCUAAUUACAGUGCUACCAGCCCUUCAUAUUCUCCAACUAGCCCAUCUUACUCUCCUACUAGUCCGUCAUACUCUCCCACCAGCCCCAACUAUAGUCCUAGCUCUCCUAGCUACAGUCCUAGCAGUCCAAGUUACUCCCCCAGCAGUCCGAAAUACAGCCCUACAUCCCCUUCUUACUCUCCUACAUCACCAUCUUACUCUCCAACUUCUCCUUCUUACUCUCCUACUUCUCCUCAGUAUUCUCCUUCUUCUCCAAAAUAUUCUCCCACAAGCCCUGCAUACUCUCCCAGCAGUCCAAAAUACACACCCACAUCAACUUAUUCUCCUGCUUCACCAAAAUACAGCCCUACUUCUCCUGAGUACAGCCCAACGUCCCCUCAAUAUAGUUUGACUUCUCCUAGAUACUCUCCAACCAGUCCUACUUUCAGCCCAACUAGCCCCAAAUAUUCCCCGACCAGUCCAACAUCAAGUCCCAAAUACUCUCCUACCAGCCCUACAUACAGCCCCACAAGUCCUAAAUAUUCUCCAACUAGUCCCACAUAUUCUCCUAGUUCACCAAAACCUUCUCCAGCCAGUCCGAUUUACAGCCCAACUGAUGAUGAUGAUGAUAAAGAAACAUAAGCUUAUGGAGAAUUAGGACCAACAUACACUACAGAAACUAUACAUAUAUACUUAUACACACAACUAGACAUUCAUCAUAUAAUACACUGAUAUACACACACACC
Octopus bimaculoides (California two-spot octopus) is the source of this 6007-nucleotide messenger RNA. Its product is annotated as DNA-directed RNA polymerase II subunit RPB1. Gene Ontology annotation, biological process: transcription by RNA polymerase II. Gene Ontology annotation, cellular component: RNA polymerase II, core complex. Gene Ontology annotation, molecular function: DNA binding. NCBI's taxonomy places the organism in Eukaryota, Metazoa, Mollusca, Cephalopoda, Octopoda, Octopodidae. The record is from RefSeq and is a predicted model, not a curated record.